AUGUCCCCUUUGCUAGAACUGCUUUCAGCAUCAGACUUCUGUGAUCUCUCCUCUUUUACUUGGUUCAAAGCCUCAUUCCCCUUCUGCAGCUCAGCUCCACAUCUUUCCUUGUCCUCUAUCCAGUUGCGAACUAACUUCCAUACCGGUAGAACCUUUUUGCGAGGAUUCCCUGUUCCUCUGCAAACUUCAAAUCUUUUCCUAACUUCUCCCAGCUCGGUCCGUCCACGUAGGUCCAGUUCAUUGGCUCAGGACUACAUUAGUCACAUCAUCCGAUCUUAUGUCGUGGUGCAUCUGUGCAAUGCAGCUCAACAGUCCAAUAGGAUAGAAUCAUCUCUUCGUAGCAUCCAGGAAUUUGUUCCUACAGACUAUGCCAGCUACACACAAGAACAUUAUCAGUUCGCAGGCAAGAAGAUCAUCAUUCAAGAAUCCAUUGAGAACUAUGGCACAGUGGUAUGGCCAGGGGCUACAGCUUUGUGUCAAUAUUUAGAAGACCAUACAGAGGAAUUAAAUCUCCAAGAUGCUAAAAUACUUGAAAUUGGUGCUGGACCAGGCCUUGUUUCCAUUGUGUCCAGUCUUUUAGGAGCUCAAGUCACAGCAACAGACCUGCCUGAUGUUCUAGGAAAUCUUCAAUACAAUAUUUUAAAAAACACACUAGAAUGUACAGCUCAUCUACCUGAAGUGAAAGAACUGGUGUGGGGGGAAGACCUGGACCAGAGAUUCCCUAAGUCAACCUGUUUUUAUGAUUAUGUCCUGGCCUCUGAUGUUGUCUACCACCACUACUUCCUGGAUAAGCUGCUCGCUACCAUGGUGUACCUUUCCCAGCCAGGCACUGUGGUGCUGUGGGCAAACAAAUUCAGAUUUAGUACUGAUUAUGAAUUUUUAGAUAAGUUUAAGCAAGCUUUUGAUACCACUCUCUUGGCUGAACAUUCAGAAUCAUCAGUCAAGCUGUUUAAAGGAAUAUUAAAAUGGGAGUGA
Mus pahari (shrew mouse) is the source of this 975-nucleotide messenger RNA. Its product is annotated as protein-lysine methyltransferase METTL21C-like. Gene Ontology annotation, biological process: peptidyl-lysine methylation. Bases 1 to 975 code for a protein of 324 amino acids. The record is from RefSeq and is a predicted model, not a curated record. The transcript is spliced from 5 exons. NCBI's taxonomy places the organism in Eukaryota, Metazoa, Chordata, Mammalia, Rodentia, Muridae. Gene Ontology annotation, cellular component: cytosol; cytoplasm. Gene Ontology annotation, molecular function: protein-lysine N-methyltransferase activity.